Talpa occidentalis (Iberian mole) is the source of this 2996-nucleotide messenger RNA. Its product is annotated as HLA class II histocompatibility antigen, DQ alpha 2 chain-like. Lineage: Eukaryota; Metazoa; Chordata; Mammalia; Eulipotyphla; Talpidae. Gene Ontology annotation, cellular component: membrane; MHC class II protein complex. Gene Ontology annotation, biological process: antigen processing and presentation of exogenous peptide antigen via MHC class II; immunoglobulin production involved in immunoglobulin-mediated immune response; positive regulation of T cell activation. The record is from RefSeq and is a predicted model, not a curated record. The transcript is spliced from 5 exons. Gene Ontology annotation, molecular function: MHC class II protein complex binding. Bases 428 to 1243 code for a protein of 271 amino acids.
CGUGGAAACUGUCAGGGAGGGUGAUAAACACAGGGUAAAAUUCUUAAAGAUUGUAACCCAGAAAAUCCUGAAAGACAUAUAGUGAUGACCUCACUAUCCAUGAGACUGCUUAGAAAGCCUCGCCUGUCUCGCCACCAGCAGGCAUACACACAUAUGACAAGAUUCUGAGUUAAUAUCCUCCCUCUUUUCAUAAAAAUCCCCUCAGGUCCACUCUGAGGUGAAGCAGACUGCUACAGAACCUGGGGAUUCCCCAAGCUCUUUUAGGUCCCUUAGAACAAGGGCUUCAACUGGCAACAGAAGUGUCACCAGAGGAGAUUUUUCUGAUUGGCCAGAACCUGCUGUUUGGUUUGAACAUUUCCUCUUCAGCUUUAUUCUCACCAUUGUUCAACAACUCAAAAACAGCAACUGCUGAGACCACCUUGAGAAGAUGAUGGUCCUAUACAGAGCUCUGAUUCUGGGGGCCCUCACUCUCACCACCAUGAUGAGGCCCUGCGGAGGUGAAGACAUUGUGGCUGAUCACGUGGGCAUCUAUGGUGCAGAUGUCUACCAGUCUUAUGGUCCCUCUGGCCAGUACACCCACGAAUUUGAUGAAGAUGAGUUGUUCCACGUGGACCUGGAGAAGAAAGAGACUGUCUGGCGGCUGCCGGAGUUUAGCAAAUUUGCAAGUUUUGACCCACAGCGUGCACUGAUAAACAUAGCUAUGUCAAAAUACAACUUAGACAUCAUGAUUAAAUAUUCCAACUUUACUGCUGCUACCAGUGAGGUUCCCCAGGUAACUGUGUUCCCCAAGUCUCCAGUGACGCUGGCUCAGCCCAACAUCCUCAUCUGUUUUGUGGACAACAUCUUCCCUCCUGAGAUCAACAUCUCAUGGUUGGUCAAUGGGCACUCAGUCACAGAGGGUGUGUCUGAAACCAGCUUCCUUCCUAAAAGUGAUCACAGUUUCUCCAAGAUGAGUUACCUCACCUUCAUCCCUUCUGAUGAUGACAUUUUUGACUGCAAGGUGGAGCACUGGGGCCUGGAGGAGCCACUCCUGAAACACUGGGAACCUGAGAUUCCAACCCCUCUUUUGGAGCUGACAGAGACUGUGGUCUGUGCCCUUGGGUUGGUCAUGGGCCUCGUGGGCAUUGUGGUGGGAACCAUCCUCAUCAUCCAAGGUCUGCGCUCAGGUGGGGCCUCCAGACACAAAAGGCCCUGUGAGUCACACCUAGAAGGUGCACCGCCCAUCUACAAGAGAGAAGAAUGAGCAUGCUAGAUGACCAAGUACUAUUUUCUGGCCUAGUUCAUCAUAUUUAUUUUCUCCUCCAACACUCCUCUCACCUCUUCUCUGGGGCUUAAGAUGCUAUCUCUUGAUAGUCCACAUACCCCUCAGAAUUCUCCCUGACUGCCUGGGUUUUAUUUUUUCUAUUCUCAAUUGUUAUCUACUAUGGGAUCCCUGGGAUAUUCAACCCAGUACCUAAUCCUAAGAGAUCCAGCUCCAGUACCUCCACGGAAGCAAUACAUCCCUCUUUAUGAAGUGUUAACUUGAAUAUUUUACCAUUCAUCUCAGGACUGACUAACAUCAUGACCUCUUAUGCUUCAGUAUCAUUUAAUCUUGUUUUCUAAAUCAUAUUUUAUACCCAGAAGCACAGAAACAACCAAAUGGUACCUGAUAUUUAAUAUGUAGCUGAGGGUUAUAUUUCAAUCAUUCUUGGGUUCACACUGUUGGCCACUAUACACACUCACCUAAUUCAGACAUCAAUGAAGAUAAUAUAUACAUUUUCCCAUCAUGUGGAAUUACUAUAGCAGAAAAAUUAAAAAAAAUGAAAUAAAUAUUUUCUCAUUUUAUUAUAGGUUUUAAAAGUUAUGACAGAGAAAUGUUAGAUGAGAAUUUUGAAUCUCAAAAGUACUAAAGUCUAAAUUUCUUCCAGACUUUAUAUUUGUUAAGAACAAAUGAUGAUAAUAGAAGCUUCCCUCUCCUCACACUUAAGAUAAAAAAUUUUUUUUUAAGAUUUUUAUUCAUUUAUUUAUACAAGCACUGGGUACAGUCAGAAGCAUGGGAGGGUGAGAGAAUUCACCAGAGCCAGAGCGGGGAACAGAACAGGCAGACCAACAAAAUGCACUGCUGAGGAGAGCAGCGGGCGGCAGGAGAGGUCUGCGCACCAUGUGGGACCCUCCCCAUUGGCGGCAGAUCGAACCGGCACUGCAGAGGCGGGGGCAGCAGAGGCUGUGGGCAGCUUCACAACCCAGCGCUCAACCGCUGCGCCACCGGGGAGGCCUUUAAGAUAAAAAUUUUAAACAAGAAAAGAAAUAGAGUCACUUGGAGAACUUCAGAAGGAGACAAAUACAUAGAUAUCUAUAAAGGAGCAAACACUUAGUUCUCACACACAGCUAGUAAUAGUGGGAAAAGGAAUAGAGUAGAAAGCACAGAUAUAUGUAAGGUCCCUAAAACAUAAAUAUACUUUGCUUGACCUUCAAGGUGAACUCCUCCUAGGUUAACUACUCAGACUUUUCCUGUGCCACCAUGGCAUGUCAGAGACAGUACAGUGAAUAUGGCUGCAGGGUAUCCCUAGGCAGAAAAGACUAAAUCAAGAUCCCCAUGUCCCCAUGCAUCCCUGCUUGGCAUGGGGAACAGCAGAACAUCCCAGUAUUUCUGCCUCUCACUUCUUGCUAAGGAUGCUUGACCCUAUUAGAGAGACUCUCAGGAGGAACAACCAGUUAAAAUAGCUCAAUGAUGACUAUGAAUGCUGCAUCCUCCUAUAAAUUCACUGCCUCCUAGUAGAAACCACUGCAGAGGAAAUGCAUCAACAGCUGGGAUUCACUGAUUUUCCUAAAACCUCAAUCUUGAGAGUAUAUGUGACUUGACAUGGAGUUAUCUUGACCUUUGAAACACUGAGUCAUAUUUUUCUCACUCAUAAUGUGAAAGUAAUGAUAUAUUCAUUGCAGAGCAAAUUUCCUUGCAGAAUUUGAAUAAUCUCAUUAUGUAGGCAGUGACUUAAACAAUAUAAAAAUAUAGAAGA